AAACUUAAAGAAGAAGAAUCUUUGACACUACAGCUGGCCCUCUUGCCUGAAAACAACGACAGAAACAGAAAAUGAAAAUAGCACAAAUAUUUGUUUGAAUUUGUUAUAUUUUAGCGUUUUAAUCUCCAGGGUGACCAUCUGAAGUUGUAAACCAUGGAGCCGACAGCGCCCAAAGGCAAGCUGAAGAAACUGAGUGAAGACAGUCUCACAAAGCAACCAGAGGAGGUAUUUGAUGUUCUGGAAAAACUUGGUGAAGGGUCCUAUGGCAGUGUGUUUAAAGCCAUCCAUAAGGAGUCAGGCCAGGUGGUGGCUAUCAAACAGGUGCCUGUUGAGUCAGACCUCCAGGAGAUCAUCAAGGAGAUAUCCAUCAUGCAGCAGUGUGACAGUCCCUAUGUGGUGAAGUACUAUGGCAGCUACUUUAAGAACACAGACCUGUGGAUAGUGAUGGAGUACUGUGGAGCCGGCUCUGUUUCAGACAUCAUCAGACUACGCAAUAAGACGCUCACAGAGGAUGAGAUCGCCACCAUCCUCAAGUCCACAUUGAAAGGUCUGGARUAUCUGCAUUUCAUGAGGAAGAUCCACAGAGACAUCAAGGCAGGCAACAUUCUCCUCAACACAGAGGGCCAUGCCAAACUGGCUGACUUUGGAGUAGCGGGACAACUCACGGACACGAUGGCAAAGCGGAACACCGGUAAUCGGGACUCCGUUCUGGAUGGCUCCAGAGGUCUCCAGGAGAUAGGAUAUAACUGUGUGGCAGACAUCUGGUCCCUGGGCAUCACCUCUAUAGAGAUGGCUGAGGGCAAACCUCCCUACGCUGAUAUACAUCCCAUGAGGGCUAUUUUCAUGAUCCCAACCAACCCACCGCCUACGUUCAGGAAGCCUGAGCUGUGGACAGACGACUUCACACACUUUGUAAAGAAAUGUCUGGUGAAGAACCCAGAACAGAGAGCUACAGCCACGAAGAGGAGGUGGAGGUGGACUCCCACACCAUGGUGAAGUCUGGGUCAGAGGGGGCUGGCACCAUGAGAGCWACCAGCACCAUGAGUGACGGAGCUCAGACCAUGAUCGAGCACGGCAGUACCAUGUUAGAGGCAGACCUGGGAACCAUGGUCAUCAACAGUGAUGAGGAGGAGGAGGACAACGACGAAGGCUCCAUGAGGAGAGCUGCGUCAGCGCUACACCGCCAAGAGACAACCCAUCCUCGACGCAAUGGACGCCAAGAAACGCAGACAGCAGAACUUCUGAAGAGCCUGAGGAACACUUUCUGACCUGGGCCCGUGUUCAUACAGCGUCUCACAUUCCAGAGUGCUGAUCUAUGUGGUCCACUUUCCAUGUAAUCUUAUUCCUUAUGAUCUAAAAGGCAGAACUGAUGCUAGAUCAGCACUCUGGCAGCAGAAUGCUGAGGACCUUAGAGAAGGCAUUCUGACCUGGUGCUUUCUGACCUGACCAAGGGAGAGGAGAGACCUGACAGCUGUCUGGAAUUAAAUGUCCUCCAUUUUGUCUCUCAUCACCACCCCAGUAGUCAGUGUGACCUGGAGUUAUCCUAUCUUCCCAUGGCUCUGCUGGCCCUCAGGACUAUUUUAAACUAUUAUUGGGCUGUUAAUUAUGAACCUGUAGGUA
This is a messenger RNA of Salvelinus sp. IW2-2015, 1620 nucleotides long. RefSeq names its product serine/threonine kinase 3 (STE20 homolog, yeast). The record is from RefSeq and is a predicted model, not a curated record. Gene Ontology annotation, biological process: protein phosphorylation; regulation of MAPK cascade; intracellular signal transduction. NCBI's taxonomy places the organism in Eukaryota, Metazoa, Chordata, Actinopteri, Salmoniformes, Salmonidae. Gene Ontology annotation, molecular function: protein serine/threonine kinase activity; ATP binding. Gene Ontology annotation, cellular component: cytoplasm.